AUGGCCACUCCCACAGAAGCAGUCUAUCUGCAUGAUGCGUCCUUGAGAACUCUGACAACGGAGAUUGUGUCAUAUCAACCUAUCUCCUCGCUUUCCGAGGAUGAGCAAAGCCUAGCGAAAAAUCUCGCCUCUGAUGAGUCCGCUAUGACUAUGCGCCAGACUAUCCUAUAUCCACAGGGAGGCGGACAGCUCUGUGAUACUGGCACCAUCACAGCAUCAAACCCGGAAUCCUGCUUCGAGGUGUCUUUGGUCCGUAAAACUUCAGACGGAAAGAUCAUACACUUUGGAAAACCGAACAACAGUGGAGCGCAUUCCUUUUUAGAGGGCCAGAGCGUUAUACAAAAUGUCGACGGUGCCAAACGUGACUAUCAUUCUCGAUUGCAUACGGCAGGUCAUAUCAUUGGCGUGGCGAUGGAAAUCGUCAUGCCGGAGUUGAAAGAGGUCAAGGCCAACCAUACGCCUAAAGAAGCAGGUAUGGAGUAUGAAGGCUUGAUCUACAAUGAACAUAAGCCUCUUAUUCAGGCUAAAAUUGAUGAGUUGGUGAAGCAGGAUCUUGCUGUCACUGUAUCUUGGUUGGAGGCUGGUACGCCUGUUUAUGAUCGAGCAAAGGUCGGUGAUGGUCCUGUUCGAAUUGUCAGUGUCGGUGGUCUUGAUCAAACUCCUUGCGGUGGCACGCAUGUUGAGCGGACUGGUUUAGUUGGUUCGAUCAAUAUUCGCAAGAUUACCCGAAAAAGUGGUAUAAGUCGGAUGUCAUACGAAGUGGCCAAAGAAUUAUAG
Molecule: messenger RNA, 777 nt
Organism: Penicillium angulare
Lineage: Eukaryota; Fungi; Ascomycota; Eurotiomycetes; Eurotiales; Aspergillaceae
Product: putative alanine--tRNA ligase
Exons: 2
Coding region: 1-777 (258 amino acids)
Biological process (GO): regulation of translational fidelity; alanyl-tRNA aminoacylation
Molecular function (GO): alanine-tRNA ligase activity; ATP binding; nucleic acid binding
Source: RefSeq, a predicted model, not a curated record